GAAAACGAUCUGCUGUGCGAUUUAUGACAUUAACAAAGCAAAAACACUUAAAAACUUCCAUACAAAUUUGGGAAUCACGAUCCACACGCUCGAAGAUAAAAAAAAUUAACGCGGUAAAACAAAGUAGAUAAAUUCUUACGCUUCCCGUCUUAUACAUAAUCAAUCCACUGAGUUGAGAUGUCUUGAAACUGAUGUAUAUAGACGAAACAACAACCGAUCGGAAUGUCUGAAUCAUCGCGUACGAACCAGUUUUUAACCACCACAUGUAACCAUAGAAACGGACCCCUUCGACGAUCUAAAAAAAGAAACAGAUAAACGUAUGGUUAAAGCUGAACAGCCAUGGGAAGUACGUAGAGGAGAAGAGGAGGUAAAAGGAAAGCCUUCGGAAGAAGAUCAAGAUGGUGGUAAAAGCGAAGCUACGGAGAAGGGUGAACACGAGAACUUAAAAUCUUGCUUGAAUAAGAAAAAAACACAGAUUGAUCAGUUGGAGGGACAACAAAUGCUCGAUACAGAUGAAGCUGUCAACAACAACAAAGCCAGAAAAGUUUCCUUUUCAGAUGAGGUGUCCUAUUGCGAGGAUUUUACUUUGAUAAAAACCAACAAGAGGCAAAAGUUUCACAGUUUCCGCAAAGCUACCAUCAUCAUUGAUAAGAAGAAAACCGUUCUUGUGAAGUCCAUGAGAAAGCUGAUUGAAAAACACAAAACAACAAAGCUGGAGUUACUGGAAGAGAAAGAGGCUGUUGCAGUGAAAAUUGCAGAAGUUGAGUUGCUCAAAUUGGUUCUUAGUGGAAAGGAAGUCGAGCUGCGGGAGAAAGAGAAGGAGAUUUCUUGUAUCAAAGCCGGUGUGAUUGACAUAAAAGUAAGUUUGUAAAAUAUCUGCUAUUCGUAACCUUUUUUUUAAAUUAGCGAAGAUACAAAUGGCGCCGUAAAAAUCAAACGCUUACGAGGAAGCUUGAAAAAGUUUCAACGAUCUUCCCUUAAAGUUUAUUUUCAUUCUAGAUUUUAUUGUUAAUACACUUCUUCUUUAGACAACUGUCGGUAAAUCAAUCAAAAAAUCAGUUACUAAGCUGGAUACAGUAGAAGAAAAAAUCAGAGUUGAUAUUGAAAAAAUUGAGCGAAGGCUUGCACAACGCUGGCGUUUUGUCGGAAAGAAAAAACUUUUAGCAGAAAAACAAAAGCUUGCUGCUAUGCUGGACACAAUCUGUGCAACAUCGCAGACAUUACAGAAAGAAGCUGUCUUUUUGGACACCUUUCGAUUUUAAAAACAUUUCACACACGUUGUAUAUUUUGUAUAUUUGAAAGGGAAGCGGUGGUGGUUGUACAUUUGUUUGUAAUGUUCAGAUGACCACUUCUCUUUUGUCUCAAUGAGAACUUAAAAAGCGGUUUGAUCUGUCGACUAACUGUCUUGGUCCUCACUGGUAGCUCAGUUGGUAGAGCGUGACAUUAAACAGUGUCAAGGUCGUAGGUUCGAUUCCUACCCAGUAAUUUGACCAAGGCACAAAGCUAACGAUCAUUCUGCUGCUUCAGUGCUCAAAGUGAUAAAUGAGAGUGGUUGUUGAAUGUAUUGUAAACUCGUUAUAUGUCUGUUCUGUGUCGUGCAGCUACGCUCUUUCCUUUUAAAAUCUUGUUUUUUUAUUUUGUUAAUAUAUUUUCACAUACACAUGCUGUUUAUUUUGUUGCAGGAAUACCCUGUACGUAGUAGCAAAACGGCUGCACUGCUUUAAAAAAUCCUGAUUACACUAAAGUACCAGAAGCUAAGAAAGUUAAAUCGUCCGAGUUUUACAACCAGGAGCUUAAAAAAAGUUUUCAUUUUGUGUUUCUUACAAUCUCUGGUUAAAUAUACAUCAAGCCGAUAGAAGGCUUGGCCAACUGAAUCCUUUACCAAUGACAGGUGACCUGGUGUAUUACCCAGAAAGUGCGCCAUAAAAAUUAAAUAUACAACCAGACAGAGAGGCAGGCAAAGAAACAAGCAAACAAACAAACAA
This is a messenger RNA of Hydractinia symbiolongicarpus, 1985 nucleotides long. RefSeq lists its product as uncharacterized. The transcript is spliced from 2 exons. NCBI's taxonomy places the organism in Eukaryota, Metazoa, Cnidaria, Hydrozoa, Anthoathecata, Hydractiniidae. The record is from RefSeq and is a predicted model, not a curated record. The coding region runs from base 320 to 871 and encodes 183 amino acids.